AUGGCAGACGCCACGCAGACCACCGUAUCGAGCGAAGACCUUGAUAAGUUUAGAGAGGAUAUGAUCGCUCGUGUUGAAGCAUUAUUUGCCGAGCAUUUUACACGCGAUGACGCGAUGCGGCGAGGACCCUCCGCGGCCGAGCAGUUAGCAUUAUUAUCGGGUGCUCUGCGCACUCCGCAGAAACCAGAGAUCAGAAUUCGCUCGUUUUGGAGAAGCGCGCAGCGUAUUUGGUUUGAUACUCUAGAGGAGCACUUUGUUGCUAAGAACAUUGUUGAUGACGCGGAUAAAUACAGGUGCGCGAUUAGUAAUUUGGACGAGGACUUGAUCGCGACUGCGUCCGCUGCUAUCGAUUCAGCGUCGGCCGGCGACAGGUACGAAAAGUUAAAAGACGCGUUAGUGCGUAAAUUCACUGUCAGCGAUUCAGAAAAUCUUAAGAGUAUUUUAGGUAACGUUAAUAUGGGUACGCGUUCGCCGUCGGAAUUUUUAGAACAUUUAAUUUCAAGCGCGGGUAGUAUUUUAGGUAGAGAUACGAUUUUACGUAUCUGGCGCGAGACGAUCCCGGCGAAUAUUGGCGUUCAUUUAGACGAUGUCAUAAAUCAAAAAAACGAAUUGAGCAACGUAAGAAAAGCUGAUCGAAUUUACGCAUCGUUUAGGCGCGACGCGGACAGUAGAGCCUCGUACGGCAUCGAUAGUAUUGUUCAAAAUCAUGCGCGACGCGACUAUGAUGCGCGUAUUUUUAAUUUGGAGCAGAAGCUCGAUCAAGUAUUAGACACUUUAGCAUCAUAUCGUAAUAGUCGAAAUCGAGACAGGCGUGAUCCCGGCAAGAAUAGAAACAGUUCACAAAAGCGCGACAAAGGCGGUCCGAGCGACGGUAGUUCGAAUUCUACUAGUUCUUCGUCUCCAUAA
Molecule: messenger RNA, 906 nt
Organism: Trichogramma pretiosum
Lineage: Eukaryota; Metazoa; Arthropoda; Insecta; Hymenoptera; Trichogrammatidae
Exons: 1
Coding region: 1-906 (301 amino acids)
Source: RefSeq, a predicted model, not a curated record